Messenger RNA from Equus caballus (horse), 1947 nucleotides. It is a transcript of the gene PEPD, whose product is annotated as peptidase D. Gene Ontology annotation, molecular function: manganese ion binding; metalloaminopeptidase activity. The record is from RefSeq and is a predicted model, not a curated record. Lineage: Eukaryota; Metazoa; Chordata; Mammalia; Perissodactyla; Equidae.
CCCGGCCCCGCCCAGGCCCCGCCCCCUUCGGUGGGUCCCGGCCGCGCUCAGCUGACGCCGCGCUUCACGUGACGCUGAGCAGGGCAAGCAUGGCGGUGGCCGCCGGGCCUUCAUUCUGGCUGGGGAACGAAACCCUGAAGGUGCCCCUGGCACUGUUCGCCCUGAACCGGCAGCGCCUGUGCGAGCGCCUGCGGGCGAGCCCGGCCGUGCAGGCCCGCUCCGUCGUGCUGCUGCAGGGCGGGGAAGAGACCCAGCGCUACUGCACCGACACCGGCGUCCUCUUCCGCCAGGAGUCCUUCUUUCACUGGGCAUUCGGCGUGACCGAGCCAAACUGCUACGGCGCGAUUGACGUUGACACUGGAAAGUCGAUCCUGUUUGUGCCCAGGCUUCCUGCCAGCCAUGCCACCUGGAUGGGAAAGAUCCACUCCAAGGAGCACUUCAAGGAGAAGUAUGCCGUGGAUGACGUCCAGUACACAGACGAGAUUGCCAGUGUCCUGACAUCGCAGAGCCCCUCUGUCCUCCUCACCUUGCGCGGCGUCAACACCGACAGUGGCAGUAUCUGCAGGGAGGCCUCCUUCGAGGGCAUCAGCAAGUUCAAUGUCAACAACACCAUUCUUCAUCCAGAGAUUGUGGAGUGCCGGGUCUUUAAGACGGACAUGGAGCUGGAGGUCUUGCGCUACACCAAUAGGGUCUCCAGCGAGGCCCACCGGGAGGUAAUGAAGGCUGUAAAAGUGGGAAUGAAAGAAUAUGAGAUGGAAAGUCUCUUUGAGCACUACUGCUACUCCCGGGGCGGCAUGCGCCACAGCUCCUACACCUGCAUCUGCGGCAGUGGGGAGAACUCGGCUGUGCUGCACUAUGGACAUGCUGGGGCCCCCAACGACCGGACCAUCCAGGACGGAGACAUGUGCCUGUUCGACAUGGGCGGUGAGUAUUACUGCUUCUCUUCCGACAUCACCUGCUCCUUUCCCGCCAAUGGCAAGUUCACCGCAGACCAGAAGGCCAUCUACGAGGCGGUGCUGCGCAGCUGCCGUGCUGUCAUGAGCGCCAUGAAGCCAGGCGUCUGGUGGCCGGACAUGCACCGCCUGGCUGACCGCAUUCACCUGGAGGAGCUGGUGCGCAUCGGCGUCCUGAGCGGCAGCAUCGACACCAUGCUCCAGGCCCACCUGGGCGCCGUGUUCAUGCCUCAUGGGCUCGGCCACUUCCUGGGCAUCGAUGUGCACGACGUGGGAGGCUACCCCGAGGGCGUGGAGCGCAUCGAUGAGCCAGGCCUUCGGAGCCUGCGCACCGCUCGGCGCCUGGAGCCAGGCAUGGUGCUCACCGUGGAGCCGGGCAUCUACUUCAUCGACCACCUCCUGGACGAGGCUCUGGCCGACCCGGCCCGCGCCUGCUUCUUUAACCGUGACGUCCUGCAGCGCUUCCGUGGUUUCGGUGGAGUCCGCAUUGAGGAGGAUGUCGUGGUGACCAACAGUGGCAUGGAGCUGCUGACCUGCGUGCCCCGCACGGUGGAGGAAAUCGAAGCAUGCAUGGCAGGCCGUGACAAGGCCUUUACUCCCUUCUCUGGACCACAGUAGAGCUAGGCGGGAGUGCCCAGUGUGACGGGGACCAGCUUUGCAACCUCUCUUCUGGCUGGGCAGCCUGCUGAUUUGCCCUCCAGCAGGAGAUGGUGCUCAGAAAUCACAGGCCGGCUUCCACAUUUGAUCACGGCAAACAGUGCUGUUUCCCGGGGGUCUAACCUUCUGCAAAAUCACACCCUUAAUCUGUCACUCUGCUUGAAUGACAGUGGUUUUUAACAGGCUUACUGAAAAUAAUCCUAUUCUUUUCUUUAAUAACUAAAAUGUGUCUUGCUGUCAUUUGUAUUCUUCUGCUCAUGAAAGAUGCAGUUUCACUGUUUCUCUCAAAAAUCAAUAUGCAGAAUGGAAUUUACAAUAAAAGAUUUCCUAAAAUGGG